Messenger RNA from Ziziphus jujuba (common jujube), 1719 nucleotides. Its product is annotated as pentatricopeptide repeat-containing protein At1g08070, chloroplastic-like. The transcript has a single exon. Gene Ontology annotation, molecular function: protein binding; RNA binding. The record is from RefSeq and is a predicted model, not a curated record. Bases 1 to 1719 code for a protein of 572 amino acids. Gene Ontology annotation, biological process: RNA modification. NCBI's taxonomy places the organism in Eukaryota, Viridiplantae, Streptophyta, Magnoliopsida, Rosales, Rhamnaceae.
AUGAAACUUCAUCUUUCCCAUUUAGUACAAACUGCUUCUAUAACUCAAAACCCAUUUCACAGCAUCGCUUCCCUUUUGCAAAAAUGCAAUAGCAAAGGUCAGCUACUUCAAAUCCAUGCCCAACUGAUCACGACCGGACUCAUUCACAAUCCUCCAUUAGCAAGCAAACUCAUUGCAUCUUUUUCAUCAUUUUCCCUCCCGUACACAAUUUCUACUGCCCAUGCAAUUGCCAAGCAAGUAGAUGGUCUAGAUACUUACACGUGGAACUGCAUUGUUAGAGGUUAUUUGAAUGGAAAUAAUCCUAAAGAAGCUUUUUUAGUUUAUUCUCAUGUGAGAAGUGAAGGACUGAGGGUGGAUAGUUAUACCCUCCAUUUUGCUACUAAGGCAUGCGUGCUUAUGCGAGCGAAACUUGAAGGAAAACAGGUUCAGAGCCAAAUAUGUAAACUGGGUUUUGCAUCUGAGAUCAUGGUUCAAACCGCUUUGCUUAGUAUGUAUAGUAUGUUUGGUGAGCUUAGUUACAUGCGACAAGUAUUUGAUGAAACGCCUCAAAGGGACCUAGUGAUGUGGAAUUCUGUUCUCGCUGCAUAUGCUCAAUACAAUUUCCCUUAUCAAACACUUGCAUUUACUCGUGCUAUGGUGAGCAGUGGUGUAAGACUUAAUGGGGUGAGUUUAGUCAGCGUGCUAUCCUCGUGUUCAUCUUUGGAGACCUUACUAGAGGGAAAGGCAAUCCAUGGGUACGUGAUCAGAAACCUUACUGAUAUUGAUGUUUUCGUUUACAAUGCUUUCAUAGAUAUGUAUUCAAAGUGUGGAUCUUUGUCGAAUGCUCAUCGGAUAUUUCACAUAAUGCCCAUAAGAAAUUUGAUUUCCUGGACUUCAAUGAUGAAUGGUUACUGCUAUAACAAUUGUCUGAAUGAAGCACUGCAUCUGUUUAAAAAAAUGGAAUGUGAAAAUAUUACACCAGAUGAGGUUACCAUGCUGUGUAUCAUCACAACGUGCACCAAGUCAGGAAGCUUUGAACUUGUAGACUGGAUUGACCAUUACGUUGAGAAAUAUGGGAUUGGAAAAGGGAGUAUAACCAUGUCAAAUGCUUUAAUGGACAUGCAUGCCAAAUGUGGGAAUAUCAAGAAAGCUUGUCAAAUUUUUGAUGGGAUUGCAGAGAAAUCAAUGGUGUCAUGGACUACUAUCAUACACGGGCUAGCGAUGCACGGGCAUGAGAAACAGGCUUUCCUUAGAUUCUGUCAGAUGCAAAGGGAAGGAUAUAAACCAGAUGAAAUUGUCUUCCUAAGUGUCUUAACGGCUUGCAGUCAUGCCGGCAUGGUUGACGAGGGGCUCAAAUGUUUUUCUUCAAUGAUGACUGAUUAUGGCAUGAAACCGUCAAUGGAGCACUAUGGUUGUAUUGUUGAUGUACUAUGCAGAGGUGGAUUGAUUAAUGAGGCUUUUGAAUUCGUUCAGAAAAUGCAGGAUAAACCAGAUAUAAUUAUAUGGAGGAUGCUGCUUGUAGCUUGUAGAGUACAAGGAGACAUGAACUUAGCAAACCAGAUUAUGAAUCAUUUGCAUGAAAUGGGACCUAGAAACAGUGAAGAUUUUGGGAUAUUAUGCAGUUUACAUGCUAUGGUAGAUCAAUGGGAUAAUGUCAAAGAUAUAAGAACAGAAAUGAAAAUCAGAGGAGUGGUAAAGAAUCAUCCUGGUUACAGUGCCAUAGACAUAGAGGCAUUUUAA